UACACGGUGCACAGAUUGCGCGUUCACGUGAACGACCCUGACUAAACUUCCAGGAGAAUCCACGGUGAAGUUUGGACAAGGAAAGCCGCACUUGGUUCACUGUGUUGGGGGGGACUGUGGAACGUUCAGUGACGCUAAAACAACCAAGCACCAUGGACGACCUGGAUGCCUUACUAGCUGACCUGGAAUCGACGACAUCCCACAUUUCAAAGCGACCAGUGUUUUUGCCAGAUGAGACCCCCUACUCCAUCCCCACCAGCGGACACUACUACCAGGAUGUAUCAGUUCCACCUCCAGUCCCACCUCCACCAACAACAGAAGCUCUCAACGGUUCACUGCAAGACCACAAAGAUUCUUGCCACUCCUCUCAGCAGUCUCUAGGUUCAGGCCAAAAGAACUCAUGGUCACGGGACAGUAGCAGCUCUCCAAAUUCUCACAUCGAAGAAGACCACGUCUACAGCUUUCCCAACAAACAGAAAUCAUCUGACUCAUCGACAGCAGCCAUGACCUCUGCCCUGGGCAGCAACUUGUCAGAGCUUGACAGGCUACUGCUGGAGCUCAAUGCGGUUCAACAGAGCUCCCCUUCAUUCCCCACUACAGAGGAGAGGGCACCCCCCUUGCCAUCCACCAGCAUCACCCACUAUGAAAACGGCAAUGCCCCUGAAAUCAGAGUGAGUCCACCUCCUCAGGAGGAGCCCAAUAGAAAUGGAACGAAGCCGGAUGAAGCUCGGUCUACAGUGGAGAGUCUUUUGGAUGAGCUAGAGGGUUCAGUGCCUUCCACCAGCCCCUCCCCUCGCCACAGCGAUUUGGAUAGCUCCUCUCAGCAGCAAGCACGGAUUUCAGCUUCAUGUGCCACAAGAGAGUUAGAUGAACUGAUGGCCUCCUUGUCUGACUUCAAGAUGACUCAAGGCAAAGGUGGUGCUCCCGGCGGUGCCAAGACUCAGGUCAAUAAGCUGGACAACAUGCUUGGCAGCCUGCAGUCGGACCUCAACAAACUGGGUGUGCAGACGGUCGCUAAAGGAGUGUGUGGCGCCUGCUUGAAGCCAAUCGUGGGACAGGUGGUGAUCGCCAUGGGACGCACAUGGCACCCUGAACACUUUGUGUGCACGCACUGUCAAGAGGAGAUCGGCUCCAGAAACUUCUUUGAGCGAGAAGGACAGCCGUACUGUGAAAGAGAUUACCAUAACCUAUGCUCCCCACGAUGCCACUACUGCAACGGGCCCAUACUCAAUCAAGUUGUAACUGCACUGGAUAAAACAUGGCACCCUGAACACUUCUUCUGCGCUCAGUGUGGAUGCUUCUUCGACCCAGACGGUUUUCAUGAGAAAGAUGGAAAGGCCUACUGCAGGAAGGACUACUUUGACAUGUUUGCGCCAAAGUGCGGUGGUUGUGCCAGAGCCAUUGUGGAGAACUACAUCUCAGCGCUCAACUCCCUUUGGCAUCCAGAGUGUUUUGUUUGCAGGGAGUGUUUCACGCCGUUUGUGAAUGGAAGUUUCUUCGAACACGACGGCCAGCCCUACUGUGAAGUCCACUACCACGAGCGCCGCGGUUCGCUGUGCUCCGGCUGUCAGAAACCCAUCACAGGUCGUUGUAUCACAGCCAUGGCCAAGAAGUUCCACCCUGAACACUUUGUCUGUGCUUUCUGCCUCAAGCAACUCAACAAAGGCACCUUUAAGGAACAAAACGACAAACCCUACUGCCAUGGCUGCUUUGUCAAGCUGUUUAGUUAAGGAGGGCAGCACCAACUAUACUUGUGGUAUUGCACACUUCUUACUUUUGGGUCUAGAAAAAGCAAAGUAAGGUGUAAACCUGUUCAUUUGUAUCAGAGAAGAUGUACGGAUUUACUUUAUGCAGUGUCUAAACUUUAGACUGUGGUGUAGAUACAGAUAUAGUUACAUUUAAGAACACCCAAAAUCAUCGAGGUUGCGUGUUUGUACUCCAUAUCAGCGUUGUCACGCAACCCUCGUUUCUUUAUUUUUUACUUUCUUUAAUGAGUUUGUUGUAUUUCAGAUGGGGAAAGUGUUACGACGACUGAAGCAAUCCUGAAAUGUGCCUAUUUAACAUUCUCACUGGUUGAGUGUGUCCUUUUUAGGAAUGAAAACAAGUGCAAAUCACAGCAUUAGCAGGGAGCAGGUGACCUGUUACAUUAUUACAAAAUUAGUGUUCAUUGUAUCGAACGUUUGACAAAGUGCAUUAAUUAACCUGAAUCGUGGUUUGAAUGGAAAUUUGAUUUGUGCGUUUUUAUCUUUGUGGACACAUUUGUUAAUACCGUCAUUUGAUGUACGCCAAUCAUAAAUAUCAGCGAGAAGAACAACACAACAAUGCGUAUCAUUCAAGUACUUGUAUGUCUGUCAGAAAUUACACAAUUGUUUGAGCUGUUCCAAGCAACAAUCUUGUUUUUUCUAUUCCACUGCAAUAUCAUUCCUUAUUUUCACAGAGAAUAAACAGUCAUUGUUUAUUCAUUCUUCAUUCAAACAAGUGUAACUUUUCACAGAUAUUGAUAUUGAUAUAUCUCCUACUGAUACACUGUACUGCAAUGAAUCAGAGGUGCCUUUUUGUACAUCUGCAGCUGAAAUACUUGGUAUGAAUAUGACAGAGAUAUUUAAUACUAGUUGGCUUGUGUGUGUUGUCAAUCUGUGGUAUGGCUGUCAGUCAGCAUGUACGUUGGCGUUGAUACCUGGUGGUAUUUAAAGACCAAAAAUAAGAUAACCACCAGGCUGAAUGUGCACGGAGUUCUUGAAAGUCUUUUUCUGUCUCAUAGGAGUUAAUGCACUAGCUGUCAAACGAUUUUAAGUUAUUUAACCAAAACCAUGUACCCUUCAUAUGUUUGUGUUUCAUAUAUAUCAUUUCUCUGUCUUGUUUUUGAACGUUAAAAGUGUGUCUUUAGUAAGAUCCCUCACCUAUAGGCCGAGUACAGGAAUAAAUUCCCUU
This is a messenger RNA of Doryrhamphus excisus (bluestripe pipefish), 2931 nucleotides long. RefSeq names its product paxillin b (gene pxnb). Gene Ontology annotation, biological process: transforming growth factor beta receptor signaling pathway; endothelial cell migration; substrate adhesion-dependent cell spreading. NCBI's taxonomy places the organism in Eukaryota, Metazoa, Chordata, Actinopteri, Syngnathiformes, Syngnathidae. The record is from RefSeq and is a predicted model, not a curated record.